UAUGCUCUGAACGUAAGCAGACGACUGCGGAAUGUUGAAAAGUCACAAAUCCUUGAAACGAAACCCGCAGUUUUGCCUGAAGAAAUAAUACGUAUUGGGUGAUAAUUUAUUUAUAAAAUUCAUCAGAAUUAUAUAUAUAAAUUUUUUGUGACUGAUUUCAUAGUAAAUAUCUGAAAAACAUGAAUUCGAAUCAUUGUGAAGAAAAUCAAAACAUGAGCAACGAUUAUCUUUAUCCUCCUGAAAUUCUUUCAAAAUUAGAUUUGAAAAAUUGCUAUGUACAUUUUAAUCCUCCAAUUUCAAUUUCUAACCCUGGAGAAAAUCUAAUUCUGAGGCCUUUAAGUAUUGAUGAUUAUCAUAAAGGUUACCUGAAUUUGUUAUCACAAUUAACAAAAGUAGGAGAUGUGUCGGAAGAAAAAUUCAAAGAAACAUUCCAAGAGAUGAAAUCUUGUAAAAACAGAUAUUUUGUUACUGUCAUUGAAGAUCUAUCUACUAAUCAAGUAAUAGCAACAGCCACAUUAGCCAUAGAAAAGAAAUUUAUUCAUUCAGCUGGGCUCAGAGGUAGAUUAGAAGAUGUUGUAGUUAACAACGAUUACAGGGGAAAACAACUUGGAAAACUAGUUGUGAUCGCAAUUCGUUUGCUUGCUGAACAGAUUGGUUGCUACAAAAUAACUUUGGAUUGCAAGGAUAAAAUGGUCAAAUUCUACAAGCAAUUUGGUUUUGCAUGUGAAACUGGGAACAACAACAUGAUGACAAUAAGAUUUCAUGAAUAGUUAUAAGUAUUGUUGAUUGCUGAAAAUGAAUUUAAAAGUUGUUAAAUCUGUAUUAUAUUUAUUAUAUUUUUUAUGCAUUUAUGAUACAUUUUUUGUGUAUCCUUGCGCACAAAUAUAUAAAGAUCAAAGUUUAGUUUUGUAAAGCAAUAAAAUGAGGAAUUACGAUUUCAGU
Argiope bruennichi is the source of this 942-nucleotide messenger RNA. It is a transcript of the gene Gnpnat, whose product is annotated as probable glucosamine 6-phosphate N-acetyltransferase. The record is from RefSeq and is a predicted model, not a curated record. Gene Ontology annotation, biological process: UDP-N-acetylglucosamine biosynthetic process. Gene Ontology annotation, molecular function: monosaccharide binding; glucosamine 6-phosphate N-acetyltransferase activity. Bases 180 to 770 code for a protein of 196 amino acids. The transcript has 6 exons. Lineage: Eukaryota; Metazoa; Arthropoda; Arachnida; Araneae; Araneidae. Gene Ontology annotation, cellular component: endoplasmic reticulum-Golgi intermediate compartment; Golgi apparatus; endoplasmic reticulum.